AUGUUGGCGGCGAGGGGGCUGCGGAAGGCGAACAUCCCUGCCUCUCUAAUCCAGGACCCGUCGCCCGGCAGCCUGCAACCAACCCGGCUCGCUCUACAUGUGAGAAGAACCCUCGUUCUUCCCUGAUCCUGGUCUGUCUCCCCGCUUCUUGGUCUCUUAGUCUUCAUAUCCGCUGUCCUCGCCUCGCCCUCUCCCUUUAGGUUAAUGGCAACGGGUGCGGUACUUCUUGCUCCGUCUAUGUGGCGUCUGGAUGCCGUGUUUACAGAUUCGAGGUGCGUGUUCGUCUCUCUGGCAGCUACGAUAACCCUCGCUUCUCGCUUUACCCCCCUUCGCCUCACCUGGUUCCGCUGAUAGUCUACUUGGAGCACCGAGCACAAGAAGAUGGAGCAUAACUACUACAGACUGCGGGGUAAAAUGGUUCUUGAAGACGAUCAAGAACCAUUUUACCUCGAAAUUAUCUGAUUGAUUUGAAUGGGUCAACUCAUUAGAAUGGAAUGGAGAUCCGAGAAAAACUAGAAAGUCUUCUGGAACGACGGAUUGAUCGCGAGGACAGUUGAAAUCGCCAAUGAGCGGCGAUUUAUAUUCCAUAUCAACACCGGGCAUUCUCCCUAGUCAUUGAAUUACUGUUCUUCGAUAUGCUGGCCCAUGAUUAAAGAGUUUUUGUUGCAGAUAUCAACUGAGGGCGCUUGUCCUGCUGAAGGAAAGGAUAGCCUCAUAGUUCCUGUCCAAACCCAGGCAUGAAUUUUUAUCCCGCGUGAUUAACCAUGAGUUUUAUGAGUUCCCUUUCUUUCUGUUUAUUUACCAAUCUUGCCGUGUUAUUUGAAGAUCAUGCAAUCACAUGCGGUGGAUCGUUGCCCACAUCAUUCGGAAAUUCAGAGUAUAGCACUGGCUGAGGGAGACAGUAAGCACCUUUACUGUAAUUCAGACUUUGUAUAUAUCUUUCGAGCCUAUUGAGGUUAUGGCCUAACACUUCUGCAAUGAUUAUGUAAUAAACGCUCCGAUCAGGCUUCAUCAUACUUGGCGAUGUAGGUAACGUUUUCAAAAUUAUUUAUUCUGAAUUAAAUCAGUGAUUCAAUCCAGGCUCCAUACAUUUGAUGUUGAUAUCUUGUGCUUGUAGUUGGUUCUUUGGAAUUCAGGGCCAAACGAUGAAGUUCAAACAUACUAAUUAUGCCCUUCGAGAAAUAUUUCCUGAAAAUGCUUCUAAAAGUUCUUGGCUACCUGAAGUUGUGAAUAGUUAGAUUAGAUGUGAUACACAACUUGGCCGGUUAGUACGGAUGAGUCGAAAGCCGAUCUUAAAGAUUACAGUCAUUGCCAUUUAAAUCCAUAAUUUGGAAUUUCGUGAUUUUAUGUUGGUUUUUGAUAUGCGCUCAUCUUUAUUUUCAGUGUGUUAUCACUGUAGUGAUGAGAAACAAACUCCUUUUUGUGGUAUCAUGAAUCUAUGCAGGUGAUUCAUGUUUGAUGUUGGGCACAGUCGAUUGUUAUGGUCAACUCAUUGUAUCAGGAUUAGAUGCGACCGAUGCAGGUCCUUUUUUCCAUUUUAUUUCUUAAGGCUGUUUUCGUAUUCAUUCCCAGUCUCUUGGUGGAGCGAUAUUUUUUGUUAUUGCCAGAUAUUCUUAGUAUUCUUGAUCCAACUACCAUAUUUUAAUUGUAUAUGGUUCUGAAUUUUCAGACAUCAAUAGACGUUCAUACUCGAUAUCGCCUCGAGGUUAUGGUGUAGGGGAGGGUAGUUGGGCAGGCGUCUGUUUCAGUCCCAGUAACUCAUCCACGGUACUGUCUCCAUUUCCCCAUCAGGACCUUGGAUAUGUAUGCUGCAUUUGGUGGCCAAGAACAUGUGAUUCAGAUGUGAAAUCUUUGUCUCCUCUAAUGUCUGAACCAGACUUUGACUAUGCGGCAUAUGCUCUGACUGAUCUGCUGCUUUUUUUUUCAUUUUUUUUUGUCUUUAAUGACCCGGAUAAGCUGUUAAAUGACAAUUUCUUGGAGUCUCUGGACAGGGAUUGACAGAUAGGACGAAGUAGAAGUAGUUUCUCAGUGCUAAUAAUCAAAUAAUAAUUGGACAUAAUCGGUUGACAGAUUAAAGUUUGUAAAGAAUAAUAAUCGAUUUUUUUUCUUGUUAUUCUGCCCAAUGAAGUGAGUUUCCCUUCUGUGAGUUUGACUUUGCAGCUGCUGACGUCCUGAGAUUCCCAAGUUUUCUUUCUCACUUCAUUUCUCCCUCGAUGUUUCCUCAGUUGACGAGCAGAGCUGACUUUAAGCUCGCUGGUCUUUGAAUGCACCGUGGGACUUGAUUUGACUCUUGCUGUUGACUCUUUUCAGGUUGCCAUCGUCCAUAGUUUCUGCAAAAGUAUUGACAUUUAUGAUCAGGACAUCCAUCUUCAAAGUUUUCAGACGUGAGUAGCUGAAAUGCCACCUGGCUCGGAUUUUCCUUGUAAUGGUCUCUGAAACGUUUUUGAUUCUCCUUGCAUCUGUGGCUUCAGGCUAUGGUAUCCAAAUUCUUCAACUUUCUUACAAGGAUCUCUGCUGGGGUGUGGCAGCUCUGUGCUCGCCGUUGCCGAGGGUAGCCAGGCAUGGCCGUUCCGCUGUAUUAUUGACAACUGGCGUCAUUUUUUGAUGUUCGGACAUCAUGUUGUCCCUGAUUUUCCUUCUGGGUUCGAUCCAGCUGACGAUAUGGGACCUGAGAACCGGUGGUGGCUGUGUGCAAAGGGUCUGCGGGUCUGUCGGAGAUCUCAUUUAUGCCAUCAGCUGUUCUCCGUCUGGACAUGUUGCUGUUGGUGGGUCUGAUCGUUGCUUAACCAUCUAUGAUCCCCGCAGGUUGAGUCGAUCAUCCACGCAUAAGUUCUGUUAAUUUUUUCGUCGGAUGUUGCCCUCAAUCUGUUGUUGGACUAUGGAAUCCCUAUUCGGAACACAAAGAUUUUGAUUUUUUAAUUUUUUUUUUCUAAAACCUCUGAGAAGUAGUCCCUCUUUGUUGUGUUCUAACUCCAGAAACUGUUCUAAUGAACUUGGUGCCUGCAUUCUUGAAUGCAGGUGGUCAGCCCUGGCAAGAUGGGCGAGCUGCUCAAAAUAUGAGGUUGCUCUCUUUUUUUUUGGGUCUUGUGUGUGAGGUUUCAUUCGGAGACAGAUCUUGGUGUCUAUGCAAUGAACAGUAACAUCUCUCUCUCUCUCUCUCUCUUCUCUUCUCUUUCUCCACUUCUUGCAGAUAACAGGUCUCUCAUUCUCCUCACUCAACUCGGAUUAUAUGUACGUGCAGGGCGUUGACUAUGAGGUGAUCAUACUCAACUUCUGGUAACUGGGUUUAUUUCUUGCUGAGAUCAGAUAUAUUAUUACCUCAGUAUAGGCGUGCUUGCCCUACGACUAGGUUUUUUUAAAAAAGAUGGUGGGCAUUAAUUGACAUGAACCCUCGCGAAUGCUUGAAUUUUGGCAGGUUUUCUGUGGUCAAUGGAGAGAGAACAAGAAAGUGUUUUCCUUCAGAGGGGACUCGAACUGGCUGGGGUUCAGUAAGGUUAUGUUCUAUCCCCGGAGAUCUGGUCAACCCCGAAUUUUUCGCGGCCACGGGCUUAGUCAAAGGUGCACUCUUUCUUUGGCGGCAGGAUUCGAAACGUGACGUCUUGGCUGGUUGGUGCGACUCUGGAAGCAUCUUCGUGGCUGACGCCGUGGCGGCGAAGCAGCUGGAAAUCUGGUGA
Molecule: messenger RNA, 3674 nt
Organism: Spirodela intermedia
Lineage: Eukaryota; Viridiplantae; Streptophyta; Magnoliopsida; Alismatales; Araceae
Source: the annotation of a GenBank genome assembly